CAAAACGUUUGCUCACGUUUCAGUCUGAUUGAACUCAGCCCUGGUUUCCUGACGACAGUAACUAAAACAAUCCAGCACAGGUCGUUCGCACUUAGCUUAGCAGUUGGCUUCUUUCGAAUACAUGGCAGACGAUGGCCGGAGAGGAGAGGACGAUGAACGGGGUCCAGGAGUACAGCAUCAGAUGUUCGUGGUUAUGGAGGACUUAUUGGAUAAGCUAAAGCUGUUGGAUUAUGAGGAGCAAGUUCUUGUAAAGCACAACAUGAAACCGUUGUCUAGGCAUUAUUUUGUAGCAAGUCCAUACACAGCAAAUAACCCUGGGGAGCAGUUCUAUAUGUUCAGCGUGAUCGCAGCAUGGCUCAUAACACUGUGUGGCCGGCCGUUUGAGACCCCACAGGAGCAUGAUGACCCCAACGCAACUGUCUCCAACAUCCUUUCCCAGCUCCGAGCCUUGGGUGGGCUGGUCGAUUUCCCACCCUCUAAACUGAAGUCUGGUUCUGGAGAGCAUGUGUGUUAUGUUCUGGACCGCCUGGCAGAGGAAGCACUGAAAAGUAGAGACUUCAUCUGGAAGAAGCCUCUUUACCCCUCUGAAGAGUUGGAGGAGGAGUCUGUGAUGGAAGAUGAUGCUGAGCUCACGCUUAGUAAAGUGGAGGAGAUGACUGAGGAGCCUGAUGAGGAAGAGGAUGUUAUUGAUCUGGAAGAGCUAAAGACCAGAAGCAAUCAGAGUGAGGAGGCAGGUGGGGCGAGGCCGGAGAUGAUCCUGGAGUCAGUGACAGAUUCAGCCGAAUGGAAUCUGGAGGUGGAAAGAGUUCUGCCCCAGCUCAAAGUCACCGUCCGAUCGGAUGUCAAGGAUUGGAGAAUCCAUGUAAGCCAAAUGCAUCAGCACCAGGACGGCAUCAAAACAUCUCUGAAGGAGGCCAAGGGAUAUCUAGAUAAGUUGCUGGAAGAGAUCAGUAAGACUCAGGAGAAGGUGGGCAGUAGGGAAAAGUACAUUAACUCUCAGCUGGAACAUCUUAUCACCGAUUACCGAAAUGCUCAGUCUAAACUCAGCGAGGCCAAAGAACUCUAUCAGCAGGGCAGCGGAGGAGUGACAGAGAGAACCAGAACAUUAGCAGAGAUCAGUGAAGAGCUAGAGAAAGUCAAACAGGAAAUGGAAGAAAAGGGCAGCAGCAUGUCAGAUGGAGCCCCGGUGGUGAAGAUCCGUCAGAGCCUCACUAAACUGAAGCAGGAGAUCCAGCAAAUGGAUGUGCGUAUGGGGGUGGUGGAACACACGCUGCUGCAGGCCAAAUUAAAGGAAAAGAACAACAUGACCAGAGACAUGCAUGCCACACACAUAAUGGAGACUAGCACACACACCUACUUAUAACACCAAAUACACACACAAUAUUUGUAUAUUUAUAUAAUGUUUAAAUAUGUCUGUGUAUGUUGCUCAAAUAUCUUAUUUGUUAAUCUUUAUAAUAAACUUAAUCUUUCUUUUAUAUAA
Molecule: messenger RNA, 1480 nt
Organism: Colossoma macropomum (tambaqui)
Lineage: Eukaryota; Metazoa; Chordata; Actinopteri; Characiformes; Serrasalmidae
Gene: ift57
Product: intraflagellar transport 57 homolog (Chlamydomonas)
Exons: 12
Coding region: 122-1363 (413 amino acids)
Biological process (GO): intraciliary transport; non-motile cilium assembly
Cellular component (GO): cilium; centrosome; intraciliary transport particle B
Source: RefSeq, a predicted model, not a curated record